GAGGGUGUGGGUGACUUGAGUUCCAGGAGAGCUUUGAAUAUCAGAGCGAGGGGAAAUAAAAGGAAUAAGCACCGUGAGCCCCUCAGUCCUACGGCAAGCAAAGAGAGGACACAGGAAUAACCAUGCCUGCGCCAGUCCCUGCAGCUAAACCAGGGGGGGAGGAUGCACCCCCAGCAGACGGAGAGCCCAGGUCAACUGAGCUCACUGGGCUCUUCGUUGAGAAGCCUCCAGAAAGUGUGGUUGCUGUUACAGGGGCCGAUAUCACAUUUAUUGCCAAGGUUGACUCAACCACCCUAGCAAGAAAACCCACCAUGAAGUGGCUGAAGGGCAAGUGGAUGGACCUGGGCAGCAAAGCUGGAAAACACAUGCAGUUUAAGGAAACAUAUGACAGGAAUACUAAGAUCUACACUUACGAAAUGAAGAUCAUCAAAGUGGUGGCUGGAGAUGCUGGGGGCUACAGGUGUGAAGUGACUGCUAAAGACAAGUGUGACAGCUGUACCUUUGAGAUCACUGUUGAGGCUGCACAGCAGGAGGGGCAGGCGGAUAUUUUGUCUGCCUUCAAGAGAGCGGAUGCAGGAGAGGAUGAGGGAGAUCUGGAUUUCAGCGCCCUCCUUAAAGCCACCAAGAAGAAGAAACCAGUAAAAGAGGAACCAGAAAUUGACGUUUGGGAGCUGCUAAAGAAUGCCCAUCCCAGCGAGUAUGAAAAAAUUGCUUUCCAGUAUGGCAUCACUGACCUGAGAGGCAUGCUGAAACGUCUGAAGAAGAUGAAGGUAGAGCCCAAGCACAGCGAGGCUUUCCUGAAGAAACUUGAAUCUUGCUACUCAGUGGAGAAGGGGAAGAAGAUUGUCCUGCGAUGUGAGGUGGUCGAUCCCGACGUCCAGGUCAAAUGGUUGAAGAACGGCCAGGAGAUCAAACCCUCAGCCAAGUAUGUCAUGGAGGCCAACGGAAAUGUCAGAACGCUCACCAUCAACAAGACGUCCCUGGCUGACGACGCUGCGUAUGAGUGUGUGGUUGGCGAGGACAAGUGUUUCACAGAGGUGUUUGUCAAAGAACCGCCUGUGACCAUCACCAAGCUGAUGGAUGACUAUCAUGUGGUGGUCGGAGAGAGAGUGGAGUUUGAGAUCGAGGUGUCGGAGGAGGGCGCCCACGUCAUGUGGUAUUUUGAGGACAUAGAGCUUCACAAAGACAAAGAUUCAAAGUUUCGUUUCAAGAAGGAUGGAAGGAAGCAUACAUUGAUCAUCCCAGAGGCCACGCUGGAUGACAUUGGCAUGUACCAUGCCUGGACAAACGGAGGGCAUACCAAGGGAGAGCUGGAAGUGGAAGAGAAACAGCUAGAGGUGCUGCAGGACAUUGCUGACCUGACCGUCAGAGCCGCAGAUCAGGCCAUGUUCAAGUGUGAGGUGUCUGAUGACAAGGUGACAGGAAAGUGGUACAAAGAUGGCGUGGAGGUGUUGCCGAGCGAUCGCAUCAAAAUGACUCACAUCGGAAGGUUUCACCGGCUGACUAUCGAUAAUGUAAAGCCGGAGGAUGCAGGAGACUACACGUUUAUCCCUGACGGAUACGCUCUCUCACUUUCUGCCAAACUCAACUUCUUGGAAAUCAAGAUUGACUAUGUGCCAAGACAAGAUCCUCCCAAGAUCCACCUGGACACAACUGGAAACAUGGUGUCACAGAACACCAUCAUUGUUGUGGCUGGCAACAAGCUGCGUCUGGAUGUAGAGAUCACAGGAGAGCCCGCACCCACUGUGGUGUGGUCAAGGGGAGAGAAACCGAUUACAGAGACUGAGGGCCGUGUGAGGGUGGAGUCCAGGAAAGACCUGAGCUGCUUCGUCAUUGAGGGGGCAGAGAGGGACGAUGAGGGCAACUACACCAUCUGUGUCACCAACCCUGUAGGAGAGGACAAGGCUGUGCUGUUUGUGAAGAUUGUUGAUGUCCCUGAUGCUCCUGAGAACGUUAAAUGCACAUCAGUGGGAGAGGACUGCGCCACCAUCAUCUGGGACGCUCCUAAGUUCGAUGGCGGUGCUCCUCUUAAAGGUUACCUCAUGGAGAGGAAGAAGAAAGGAUCCUCCAGAUGGACAAAGCUCAACUUUGAUGUCUACAACUCAACCACAUAUGAGGCUAAGAGGAUGAUUGAAGGCAUUCUGUACGAGAUGAGGGUCUUUGCAAUCAACAGCAUCGGCAUGGGUCCACCCAGCCUCACCUCCAAGCCCUUCAUGCCCAUUGCCCCUACGAGUGAGCCAACACGUUUGACGGUGCACGAUGUGACAGACAGCACAUGCAGCCUGAAGUGGCUCGCUCCAGAGAAGAUAGGAGCUGGAGGCCUGGACGGCUACGUUAUUGAAUACUGCAAGGAGGGAGGCACUGAGUGGGUGGCAGCGAACCAGGAGCUGUGUGAGAGGCAAGGAUUUGUGGUGCGCGGCCUCCCUGUGGGAGAGAAGAUCAACUUUAGGGUGGUGGCUGUAAACAUCGCUGGACGCAGUCCUCCUGCACUGAUGUCUCAGCCUGUCACCAUCCGGGAGAUCAUGGAACAUCCAAAGAUCCGCCUUCCUCGUGAGCUGAGAACAAAGUACAUCAGGAAAGUCGGAGAGAAGAUUAACCUGGUCAUCCCAUUCCAGGGUAAGCCCCGCCCUGUUGCUACCUGGUACAAGGACGGUCAACCGAUUGACCCCAAGAUGGUCAAUGUCCGUAACUCAAAUGUGGACAGCAUCCUGUUCAUCCGCGCUGCGGAGAGAGAGCACUCAGGAACGUACGAGCUGGUGCUGCAGAUUGAGAACAUGGAGGACAGAGCCACCAUCAACAUCAGGGUCAUUGAGAAGCCUGGACCUCCCCUGAAUGUGAGAGUGACAGACGUGUGGGGUUUCAACGCAGCUCUGGAGUGGGAACCCCCUAGGGAUGAUGGAAACUCUGAAAUCACCGGAUACACAAUCCAGAAGGCAGACAUGAAGACUAAGGAAUGGUACACUAUCUACGAGCACAACAGACGAGCAAACUGCACAGCGUCAGAUCUGAUCAUAGGCAAUGAGUACAUGUUCCGCGUCUACAGCCAGAACCUCUGCGGCCUGAGCGAGGAGCCGAAGCAAAGCAAGAACACAGCAAAAAUCGCCAAGACAGGCCUGGAGAUCAAACGAAACCCCUACAAGGAGACAGAAAUUACCUGUAUGCCCAAGUUUACUCAGCCCCUGGUUGACAGAUCCGUAGUGGCUGGUUACAGCACUGCCAUCAGCUGCGCCGUCAAGGGCUUCCCCAGGCCAAAGAUUAUCUGGAUGAAGAACAGGAUGAUCAUCGGUGAGGAUCCUAAAUACUUGAUGCAGAACAAUCAAGGUGUGCUCACCCUGAACAUUCGGAAGCCGAGCACCUUCGACGGCGGCAAAUAUUCCUGCAUGGCCGUCAACGAGCUGGGCCAGGAUGAGGUGGAGUGCCAGUUGAGUGUGAGAGUUGCUGCUGAGCCUGAGAAUAAGUGAGAAACCGAACAGCAAAGAAUGUGAAAUGAACCAAACAGUGAAUGUCAGACUGUGAUGCACACACUGUAAUGAGUGAAUCCAAUAAAAGUUACUCUUGCUUGCUAAA
Messenger RNA from Cheilinus undulatus (humphead wrasse), 3567 nucleotides. It is a transcript of the gene mybpc2b, whose product is annotated as myosin binding protein Cb. The record is from RefSeq and is a predicted model, not a curated record. Gene Ontology annotation, molecular function: protein binding. Lineage: Eukaryota; Metazoa; Chordata; Actinopteri; Labriformes; Labridae. The coding region runs from base 123 to 3461 and encodes 1112 amino acids. The transcript has 29 exons.